AUGAGUGAUGUGGGAACAUCCAUUUUCAGUCACGGUGAAAUUGUUCGUUUCGGUGUUCAUCGAAAACUUUUAUACUUGGAAGAUCAUGAUGAUUAUCAUUUCUUACAUGGAAUAGUAAAUCGAUCUCAACCAAAAUUAUUACAUCUUCCAUUUACAAGAAUGGCUAAAGGUGGGCGAACCACACCGCCUCAGAUUAAAGAAUUAAUACGUCUACUUCGGCAAUUCUUACCGAAGGAAGCUACAAUUCAUAUUUUUGUGCUUGUUGAUGCAGAUCUUCGACAGAAAAGCAUUCUAGAUAAAGAAAAAGAAAUAUACGCUACGACAGAGGAGUGGAACCAGUUAAAUGUCAAAAUUUACUAUCAUUGUUGGGCAGCUCGUGAAUGGGAAAAUUGGUUACUUAUUAAUGAAUCUUUUCUUUAUGAAAUAUUAUGUAACGAUGCGAUAAAGGAUGAAGAACAAGCGAUUAAACGGCUGCGAAAUCAAAUACAACAGUAUUAUCCAAAUGAGUCGAUUUUUUCUACAUCUGACUCACUUCAACACAGUCAGCCUAUAACAACUUCUGCCACUACUUCAAGCAGCCAUCCACAACAUCAUAGCGAUAACAAUGCAUUUGAAGACUGGUUUAAGAAAGAACUUAGUCGUCAUUUCCAAAAAUUAUUAAAAACAUUAACAGCACCCAUGAUGGAAGGUAUCAACAAAAUCAGUAGCGAAAAUGAAAAGCAGUUACAAUGUGAUUUGUGUAACAAAUUUUUAAACAAGGCAGGCAUAAGUGAUGAUAUGAUGAACAGAUUUGAUCAUCUUCGUAAACGAGUUGAACAAUUUAUUGGUUAUCAGCUACAACAAGAAAGCCCAGACUAUAAAAAUAAGAAAGAAGAAAUCAAAAGACAGCAAAGAGCCAAUGCAAGUACAACAGAUAAAGAAACAGAAGGGCAAAAGAAAGACAACGUUAGUAAAUCAGAUGAAGAAGAAAACACUCGUCGUCAAUGGCUAAGUGAUCGAAAAUUACCGGAAACAGCAGAAAUGAUUGAAAGUCUGUCUACACUAGAAAGAAAAGAAGUAACAAAAUGGAUUGAUGCCAAACUAUUCUUUCAUCAAUUGACACAUGAUAAAGAUAAUGAAAUAGGCACAGAUCUCGAUGAUUAUUGGAAAAAAGCAUUUUCAUUAGAAACAUCCACCGAAAACAAAUAUGAUAGAUAUUUUACAUAUCUCGAUCCACAAAACUCAGACCAAUGGCCCGAAGAUUUUAAUACUUUACUUGAAAUAUUCCAAAAAUUUAUAGAAGCUCCAUAA
Molecule: messenger RNA, 1290 nt
Organism: Rotaria sp. Silwood2
Lineage: Eukaryota; Metazoa; Rotifera; Eurotatoria; Philodinida; Philodinidae
Source: the annotation of a GenBank genome assembly